AACGAUCUUUGUUCCAGCAUACAAAAAACCAGAUAUUUGGUUUGGUAUGGGAAAAAAAUUAAUAAAGCAUAAAAAAAAAUUCACUCCAUGAACGAUGGAUUUAUGAUAGUAUUUUAGUGAAUAAACAGUUGCCUUUUGAUGAUUAUUAUGCUAUGAAUCAGUCAAGAUUUUUUCAAUAUAAAUUGUCUCGAUCAAAAAAAUUUGAAAAAGAAAAAAUUCAAAAAGCAUUGAAUCAUAAGAAAAAAUCCUUUCAAAAAUCCAAUCAGGUAGCUGCGAUUAAUGGUUCUUAUAAUAAUGUUUCUCAAAAAGAUUCAAAUAUAAAUACUUAUGCUGCUACUUUUCCAUUUACACAUACUCCGUCAACAUCUUUCAAUUAUACAACAAUAUCAAAAAAUAUUUCUGACCCCAUUAUUUCUGCUUCAUUAAAGAAAAAAUCUUAUUCUUCUCCAAUAUCAAACGAAUCCUUUAAUUUGCUAUCAACGUCUUAUCAAGAUAUAGGAAAUAUUAUUUUCAAUAAAUCUCUCCCUCGAAAUUCUUUUUUGGAAACAAAGAAAAAUUCAACUGUAUCUUCAUUUAAAACUCUUCAUUCACCAAUUGAAAAAAUUAAAGUUCUAACGGUAAAUGACCUCGGUUCUACUGCUAAUGUCUUCGAAAUAGUAGCUACUAAAAAAAUAAAUAAUAGAAGUGGAUUUGUAGAUUCUAGACAUAGAUGAUCC
This is a messenger RNA of Pneumocystis murina B123, 716 nucleotides long. RefSeq lists its product as hypothetical. The transcript is spliced from 3 exons. The coding region runs from base 153 to 713 and encodes 186 amino acids. NCBI's taxonomy places the organism in Eukaryota, Fungi, Ascomycota, Pneumocystomycetes, Pneumocystales, Pneumocystaceae. The record is from RefSeq and is a predicted model, not a curated record.